AUUGAUAUCUAAAAUACCAAAUAAGUGUAACAUAUAUUGCAUGAUAGAUUGAAUGAAACUAGUUGGUGGUGUAAAUAUUGGUAUACAUUUCUAUAGAUUUAGUUGAAAUUAAAGAAGUUAAACUUAGGACAAAACUAAAGUGACGUAUACAUAGUAAUUUAUAAUUUACAGCAGUAGGCAGCAACUCGUGAAGUGAACCAGUCCUGGCCGCCUUGUGUUUGGUGUUUCGAAAAUGAGGGCCAAAGUUGCUUAUGCGUGACAGUUGAGCAACUUCAACGAUAGCACCUAAAAUAGGGUCUCUAUUUAUUUAUUUAUUUAUUUAGGUUUUGAGGAUUUUUCCUACUUCUGAUGGUUUUGUUUAUUCAGCUCAGUUCCAGUAGUAACCUCAAAUUUGGGUUCCUAUUUUUAAAGACCUAGUAACCUUUAAAUUAGGGUUCCUAUUUUUUAGACCUAUUUGGCAGCUAUAUUACUCUUAUUAUUUUCUAUUUUCUCAUGUACGAUUCCGUUGCUGUUGUCCCCACCUAGUGGUAAAGAAUAGCAUGCUCACGAGCCUCAUCCUAUUUGGGACAGUGUAACUCGUUAGGAGUAUGCUCGCGGGCCCCAUCCAUAGAGCAUCUCCAACAAGUUUGCAUAAUUCACUUGGCAAAUUUCUAGAUUUGCCAAGUCUAAAACCCAAAUGCCAAGUGAACAAAAAGGUAUACUCCAACAAGUUGGCAUUUGGGCUUUGCAAAUUAAAAACUAAAGGCCCACAGGUCUUAAUUUUUUUGGUGGGUCCGGUUCCAGGCAUCAGAAACCCACCGGUUCCAUCCCAGUCGGUGGCACGCGGCCGAUCGACCUGGCCGCCUCUCCGCCUUCUUGCGUCGCUUCGCAUGCCGUCGCUCCGAUCCAGAGCCGCGCGCCCCUUCUUCCUCCUUCUGCUGCGCCCCUUCUUCCUCCAACCAGCCACCAUGCCAAGGAAGAGAUCCCGUGCUCGAAGUCAGCAGCUAGAAGAUUCUUCAUCCGAUGACGACGUCCUUCUCCUCUCCUCGGCUGCUCAAAUCUCCAGCAAUCUGUUGAACGUCCGCAAGAGAAGGCCCGGAGGCUCUGUCCCUGGUCAUCGGGUAAUUUAUCGUGAUAGGGAAGGCGGCCAUAAAAGGAUGUUCUAAGAUUAUUUGGCCGAUAAUCCAACGUAUGGUGAAGAUAUUUUCCGUCGAAGGUUUAGGAUGUCGAAAAAGCUUUUUCUACGCAUAAUGAAGGUCGUUGAAGAGCAUGACAAUUAUUUCGUGCAAAAAAGAAAUGGUGCCGGUGUACGUGGACUGAGUUGCUUCCAAAAGGUCACUGCCGCUAUGCGGAUGCUCACUUAUGGGAUUCCAGCGGAUGCUACGGAUGAGUACAUUCGCAUCGGCGAAAGUACCGCACUAGAGAGCCUUCGAAAGUUUGUUGCAGCAGUGGUUGAUAUCUUUGAAGAUGAAUAUCUGAGGUACCCCAAUGAGAAAGACACAGAACGCUUACUUGCCAUGGGUGAGAAGAAAGGUUUUCCUGGAAUGUUAGGAUGCAUCGAUUGUAUGCAUUGGGCAUAGAAGAACUGUCCAUAUGAGAAACAAGGUCAGUACAAGGGGCAUGUGGACAAACCCACUAUCAUUUUGGAGGCCGUUGCUUCGGAUGAUCUUUGGAUAUGGCAUGCCUUUUUUGGAUGCCUGGGUCGCACAAUGACAUCAACGUUCUUCACCGUUCCCCUUUGUUUGCAAACUUGGCGGAGGGUAGAGCUCCAAAGGUUAACUAUACAGUGAAUGGCCAUGAUUAUACGAUGGGAUAUUAUCUUGCAGAUGGGAUAUAUCCCUCAUGGGCUACAUUAAUCAGUUCCAUCACUUGUCCAAUUGGUAACAAGAACAAAUAUUUUGCAAAGGCACAAGAAGCUGCGAGGAAGGCCGUGGAGAGAGCGUUUGGUGUUCUUCAAGCAAGGUUUGCCAUUGUUCGUGGACCGGCUCGUCCUUGGGACAUAGAGACACUAGCAUUGAUCAUGAAGGCUUGUAUUAUCAUGCACAACAUGAUAAUUGAAGAUGAAGGGCAUGUGGAUCCCGACGAGCGUUUUGAGGACGGUGAUGACAAUGUGGAACUUGAACGUGGGCAGCCCACUCAAACAUUAGAAGAAUUCAUUGAGGCGCACAAAAAGAUCAGAAACUCCGAAACACAUGUCCAACUCAAAGAAGACCUUAUUGAGCAUCUUUGGAACCAUCAUCCCGAUUUAUAUAGCUAUAAAAUUUGAUUAGUACUUUAUUUUUCAGAACAUCUGUACCACUGUUAUUUUCGGAUGUCAUCUCUGUUAUUUUCGGAUCAUAUUUACCACUGUUUUUUAAAUUGGAUCAGUUGUUUUAAUU
Sorghum bicolor (sorghum) is the source of this 2357-nucleotide messenger RNA. RefSeq lists its product as uncharacterized. The transcript is spliced from 2 exons. Bases 1655 to 2245 code for a protein of 196 amino acids. The record is from RefSeq and is a predicted model, not a curated record. NCBI's taxonomy places the organism in Eukaryota, Viridiplantae, Streptophyta, Magnoliopsida, Poales, Poaceae.